This is a messenger RNA of Medioppia subpectinata, 855 nucleotides long. NCBI's taxonomy places the organism in Eukaryota, Metazoa, Arthropoda, Arachnida, Sarcoptiformes, Oppiidae. The record is from the annotation of a GenBank genome assembly.
AUGGAUUUUAAUAAAGAAAAGAAACUAAAAGUUCUCAAAGAAGUGAAAAGUUUGGCAAAAAUGGAUUCAGAAUUUGUGGUCAAAUAUCACAACUCAUGGCUAGAGUCCAAUCAUCUCUACAUUCAGAUGGAAUUCUGUCCGCAAAGUCUUAAAUCUCUUCUCAUAGACAAAGCCAUUGUCUUCGAGAGACAAACCGAAGACUUGAUGAAUAUAUUUGAGUAUUUCAUUGCAAGUGAGAUAUUCAAAGAGAUCUUAGAAUGUGUUGAAUAUCUUCACUCAUCGGAUCCACCGGUCAUUCAUCGAGAUCUCAAACCGGAAAACAUAUUAAUUGAUCCCACAUUUAGAUACAAGCGAUUCGUAAAAUUGUGUGACUUUGGUUUAGCCACUGAUCACAACACCAAUAAACACACUGCGAGCCGAUACGAGCAUUCAGUUUGUGGUGCGUUGGGAUAUAUGGCACCCGAAGUACUUUUAGGCAAACAAUAUGACCACAAAUCAGACAUUUAUAGCCUCUAUGUUAUCGGUGAAGAGUUGUUUGGUAUCGAUCUUCAAGCUUCGCAAACAUUUGAAACAAAUGAAUCGGUGGUCACGACAGCCAUACUAUGUAUGUGUCGUACGCUUCAGAAAAUGAUGGCAAUUGUGUGGAGACAAAGGCCUGAGUGUCGGGAAGUGUUGGCCAAACAUAACGAGUGGUCUAUCGAUAAGACUGUUGUCGCGAAUCACAAGGAAUUCAAUUCAGUUAGACAUGAAGUGAUGGCUGGGAAUGAGUAUCGCAUGGAUUGCAUCACUGAUACGGAUGUCGAGCGUGAGGUCCGGUCGGCGCCCCCGCCGUCACCCGUGCUCUUGGCUAUGUAA